CCCGCCGCCCGCCGUCUGAGCCCGCGCCCGCCCGCACCAUGCUCAAGUGCAUCCCGCUGUGGCGCUGCAACCGGCACGUGGAGUCGGUAGACAAACGGCACUGCUCGCUGCAGGCCGUGCCCGAGGAGAUCUACCGCUACAGCCGCAGCCUGGAGGAACUGCUCCUCGACGCCAACCAGCUGCGUGAGCUGCCCAAGCCCUUUUUUCGGCUGCUGAACCUGCGCAAGCUGGGCCUGAGUGACAACGAGAUCCAGCGGUUGCCCCCUGAGGUGGCCAACUUCAUGCAACUGGUAGAGCUGGACGUGUCUCGGAAUGACAUCCCUGAGAUCCCCGAGAGCAUCAAGUUCUGCAAAGCCCUGGAGAUUGCAGAUUUCAGUGGGAAUCCUUUGUCCAGGCUCCCCGAAGGUUUCACUCAGCUGCGCAGCCUGGCUCAUCUGGCCCUGAAUGAUGUGUCCUUGCAGGCGCUGCCUGGGGACGUGGGCAAUCUCGCCAAUCUGGUGACCUUGGAGCUCCGGGAGAAUCUGCUCAAGUCCUUGCCUGCGUCCUUGUCUUUCCUGGUCAAGCUGGAACAGCUGGAUCUGGGAGGCAACGAUCUGGAAGUGCUGCCUGACACCCUGGGGGCCCUGCCCAACCUGCGUGAGCUGUGGCUGGACCGGAACCAGCUGUCAGCCCUGCCCCCGGAACUCGGGAAUCUACGGCGCCUGGUGUGCCUGGAUGUGUCAGAGAACCGGCUGGAGGAGCUGCCUGCGGAACUCGGGGGGCUGGUGCUGCUCACCGACCUGCUGCUCUCCCAGAACUUGCUGCAGUGCCUUCCUGACGGCAUUGGUCAGCUGAAGCAGCUGUCCAUCUUGAAGGUAGACCAGAAUCGCCUCUGCGAGGUGACGGAGGCCAUUGGGGACUGUGAGAACUUGUCAGAGCUGAUCCUCACGGAGAAUCUGCUGACGGCCCUGCCCCGCUCCUUGGGGAAGCUGAGCAAGCUGACCAACCUCAAUGUGGACCGGAACCGCCUGGAGGCGCUACCGCCUGAGAUUGGGGGCUGCGUGGCACUCAGCGUCCUCUCUUUGAGGGACAACCGCCUGGCUGUCCUGCCGCCGGAGCUCGCCCACACGGUCGAGCUGCAUGUGCUGGAUGUGGCCGGGAACCGUCUGCAGAGCCUGCCGUUCGCACUCACGCACCUCAACCUGAAGGCCCUGUGGCUGGCGGAGAACCAGGCGCAGCCCAUGCUUCGGUUCCAGACUGAGGACGAUGCCCAGACCGGCGAGAAGGUGCUCACCUGCUACCUGCUGCCCCAGCAGCCCCUGCCCAGCCUCGAGGACCCCGGGCCGCGGAGCAGCCCUUCGGAGAGCUGGGGUGACGCCCCGCUCAGCCGCGUCAGCGUCAUCCAGUUCCUGGAGGCCCCCGCGGGCGACGAGGACGCAGAGGAAGCCGCUGCCGAGAAACGGGGCCUGCAGCGUCGGGCUACGCCUCACCCCAGCGAGCUCAAGGUGAUGAAGAGGGGUGUGGAGCGUCGAAGCGAAGCCGCCUCCUGCAGGCCCGACUCCGCACAGCGCUCACCCUCACCCCCGCCCUCGGAGGAGGAGAAGAGGCUGAGCACCGAGUCUGGCCUGAGUGCGGACUCGCACCUGUCUGCCAGCACAGCCUCCCAGGGUGAGCCCGAGGGCCCGCUGGCCGAGGUGGAGGGGCCGAGCCAGCAGGAAUCCACGCCAACCACCCAGGAGGAGGUCGUAGAGGAGAUCUAUGAGGAGCCCACAGUGCGCUUCGCGGAGGACACGCUGCUCCUGCCCAGGGAGGAUGGCGAGAGCGAGGAGGGGCAGCUGGAGGGCCCCUGGCCCCUGCCGGGUGAGAGACAGAGGCUCAUCCGCAAGGACACGCCCCACUACAAGAAGCACUUCAAGAUCUCCAAGCUGCCCCAGCCGGAGGCCGUGGUGGCCCUGCUGCAGGGGGCACAGCCAGAUAGUGAGGGCCCAGUAGGGUCUGGGGGCUGGCACAAUGGCCCCCACGUGCCCUGGGCUCCUCGAGCCGAGGAGGAGGAGGAGGAGGAAGACGAGGAGGAGGAGGAAGCAGCAGCAGGAGCUGAGGAGGCGGACGAGGAGGAGGAGGAGAGGGAGGAGGCCGUGGCCUCUGCACCCUCUGUCAAGGGGGUGUCGUUUGACCAGGCCAAUAACCUGCUGAUAGAGCCCGCUCGCAUUGAGGAAGAAGAGCUGACGCUCACCAUUGUGCGGCAGACGGGGGGCCUGGGCAUCAGCAUCGCGGGCGGCAAGGGCUCCACCCCCUACAAGGGCGACGACGAGGGCAUAUUCAUCUCCCGGGUAUCUGAGGAGGGCCCUGCGGCUCAGGCUGGGGUCCGAGUAGGUGACAAGCUCCUCGAGGUGAACGGCGUGGCCUUGCAGGACGCCGAGCACCAGCAGGCCGUGGAGGCGCUGCGUGGGGCGGGCACCACUGUGCACAUGCGCCUGUGGCGGGAGCGUAUGGUGGAGCCCGAGAACGCGGUCACCGUCACGCCUCUGCGGCCUGAGGACGACUACAGCCCCCGGGAGCGGUGGGGAGGCGGCCUGCGCCUGCCCCUGCUCCAGCCCGAGCCCCCCGGGCCCCUCCGCCAGCGCCACGUGGCCUGCCUCGUGCGCAGCGAGAAGGGGUUGGGCUUCAGCAUCGCUGGGGGGAAAGGCUCCACACCCUACCGGGCUGGAGACCCGGGUAUCUUCAUCUCCCGCAUUGCUGAGGGGGGCGCCGCCCACCGGGCGGGCACCCUGCAGGUCGGCGAUCGCGUCCUCUCCAUCAAUGGGGUGGACAUGACGGAGGCCAGGCACGACCACGCUGUCUCCCUGCUGACCGCUGCCUCUCCCACCAUCGCCCUGCUGCUGGAACGGGAGGCCGGGGGGCCACUUGCCCCCGGUCCUCCGCCACACUCCCCCCCACCCCCUGCUGCUACCACCACCACCGUGGCCACUGCCACCCCUGGGGAGCCCGGGCCGCUAAGGCUGGCCCCCAGUUUGCUGGCCGCUGCCCUGGAGGGGCCGUACCCAGUGGAGGAGAUCUGUCUGCCGAGAGCUGGGGGCCCCUUGGGGCUCAGCAUUGUCGGGGGCUCCGAUCACUCCAGCCACCCAUUUGGUGUCCAGGAGCCCGGCGUGUUCAUCUCUAAGGUGCUCCCCCGGGGCCUGGCUGCACGCAGUGGCCUGCGGGUUGGGGACCGCAUCCUGGGAGUGAAUGGGCAGGAUGUGCGGGACGCCACCCACCAGGAAGCGGUCAGCGCCCUGCUCCGGCCCUGCCUGGAGCUGGUCCUGCUCGUGCGGAGGGACCCGCCGCCCCCGGGCAUGCGGGAGCUCUGUAUCCAGAAGGCCCCUGGAGAGAAGCUGGGCAUCAGCAUCCGUGGGGGCGCCAAAGGCCACGCAGGGAACCCCUGUGACCCCACGGACGAGGGCAUCUUCAUCUCCAAGGUGAGCCCCACAGGAGCAGCCGGGCGAGAUGGCCGCCUGCGGGUGGGGCUGCGGCUGCUGGAGGUGAACCAGCAGAGCUUGCUGGGCCUGACGCACGGCGAAGCCGUGCAGCUGCUACGCAGCGUGGGCGACACCCUGACUGUGCUUGUCUGUGACGGCUUCGACACCAGCGCCCCCGAGGUGUCCCCAGGCGUCAUCGCCAACCCCUUUGCAGCGGGCAUUGGCCGCCGGAACAGCCUGGAAAGCAUCUCCUCCAUCGACCGGGAGCUGAGCCCCGAGGGCCCCGGCAAGGAGAAGGAGCUGCCUGGACAGACCCCACAGAGGGGGCCGGAGGCCGUGGGUUGGAGCCUGGAGAGCCUGAAGCUGGACUGCCGUGCCCUGGCCGCCACACCCAGCGCCGGCAGUGUGCAGAGGGUACCGUCUGGGGCAAGCGGCGGGAAGAUGACUGAGGCCCCCUGUUCCCCUGGCCACCAGCAGACAAAGCCUGGGGUGAUCCAGCCAGUGGCUCAGGCCUGGCCAAGGGGCUCCCCGGCCCUCAGGGGCAGAGGUGAUCCCCAAUCCCCCCCCUCCCCGCCCUCCCCUGAUGAGCUGCCCGCCAACGUGAAGCAGGCGUAUAGGACCUUUGCUGCCGUGCCCGGCCUGCACCCGCCCCUGGAGGCCCCUGCCCAGCCCCCCACGCCUGGGCCCACGGCCUCCCCGGAGCAGCUGUCCUUCCGCGAGCGGCAGAAAUACUUCGAGCUGGAGGUGCGGGUGCCCCAGACCGGGGGCCCCCCUAAGCGCGUGUCGCUGGUGGGUGCCGACGACCUGCGGAAGAUGCAGGAGGAGGAAGCCCGAAAGCUGCAACAGAAGAGGACGCAGAUGCUGCGCGAGGCGGCGGGGGACGUGGCGGACGCGGGGCGCCCGGAAGGCGAGGCCCCCGAGGACGAGGAGCCCGAGGAGGAGCUGCCCUGGGUCGGCCGGGGCCCCGCCGCAGGGCUUGGCCCCGCGUCCCCCCCGCCGCAGGGAGGCGGCGCUCCAGUGCGGACGGCCAAGGCCGAGCGGCGCCACCAGGAGCGGCUGCGCGUGCAGAGCCCGGAGCUGCCGGCGCCUGAGCGGACCCUGUCCCCGGCGGAGCGCCGCGCCCUGGAGGCCGAGAAGCGCGCGCUGUGGAGGGCGGCCAGGAUGAAGUCUCUGGAACAGGACGCCCUCCGCGCACAGAUGGUCCUCAGCAAGUCUCAGGAGGGCCGAAGCAAGCGGGGGCCUCUGGAGCGCCUGGCCGAGGCCCCCUCGCCCGCGCCCACCCCGUCACCCACCCCCUUGGAAGACCUCGGCCUCCAGACCGGCACCUCCCCGGGACGCUUGUCCCCAGAUUUUGCUGAGGAGCUGAGGUCCUUGGAACCGUCUCCGAGCCCUGGUGAGUCGGCAGGCGCGGCCCCGGGUGCUCCCAGGGUGCCCGGGGCCCAUCAGCUCACUCCCUGCCCCCGUCGGCCAGGUCUGCCAGAGGAGGAUGGCGAGGUGGCCAUGGUGCUUCUGGGCAGGCCUUCUCCAGGCGCCGUGGGCCCCGAGGAGGUGGCCCUGUGCAGCAGCCGCCGCGCCGUCCGGCCGGGGCGCCGGGGCCUGGGCCCGGUGCCCUCCUAGAGGGUCAGGGUACCUCCCCCGACUUGGGGUGGGGGCCCUGCCAGCUCCAACACCACCCUUGCCUCGAGUCUUUUAACCCGGCCAUUAGCAUUUUAAAGAGGUCCCCUCAGGAGUUCUGGCCGCUAACUGCCCCCUCCCCAGCCGGGACCACCUGGCGAGACUGUAACUAGUGAUGUUUGUACAACCAAAGACUCUAUUUUGUGGUUUAAGGAGAAUAAAAUUGACUACGUUUUA
Eubalaena glacialis (North Atlantic right whale) is the source of this 5285-nucleotide messenger RNA. RefSeq names its product scribble planar cell polarity protein (gene SCRIB). Gene Ontology annotation, molecular function: protein binding. Gene Ontology annotation, biological process: neurotransmitter receptor transport, endosome to postsynaptic membrane; neurotransmitter receptor transport postsynaptic membrane to endosome. Bases 39 to 5051 code for a protein of 1670 amino acids. Gene Ontology annotation, cellular component: postsynaptic membrane; adherens junction; postsynaptic density. The record is from RefSeq and is a predicted model, not a curated record. NCBI's taxonomy places the organism in Eukaryota, Metazoa, Chordata, Mammalia, Artiodactyla, Balaenidae. The transcript has 36 exons.